UGUAAUCCGGGACAACUAAUAGGAGAAAUGCAAGACGCCGACGUGGUAGAUGCGUGCUUUGACAAUAUUUUUCUGUCUGAAGAUAGAGAGAGAGACAGAAGCUAUAGAGAAGGAUUAGCGGAAGGUCAAGCUCUGGGACUCGUUGAAGGACGGAGAUUGGGAUUGGAAAAAGGAAAAGAAAUUGGAGGAGAAUUAGGAUUCUAUGCUGGGUUUGGUGAAGUUUUGGUGAAAGUCAGUAAAAGUGAAAUUCCUACAAGGGGCAGAGCUCAGAAAUGUCUUGAACAGCUGUUGAUCAUGAUUGCUGAGUUUCCUGUAGACAAACCUACUGAUCCAAAUUUGCAAGAGAAGAUAAAGAAAAUUCGAGCAAAAUUCAAACAGGUCACGUCACUGUUUAACAUCAAACUUGAAUAUGAGAAAGAAACAGAACCAAAGCUAUCAUAUUGAAUUACAGUCGACAAGAGAUCUAGUUGUCUCAGUCAGAAGCUUUGGAAGACGAAGGUACAAAGAAGUUUUCAU
This is a messenger RNA of Corticium candelabrum, 516 nucleotides long. RefSeq names its product protein LTO1 homolog. The record is from RefSeq and is a predicted model, not a curated record. Bases 28 to 444 code for a protein of 138 amino acids. The transcript is spliced from 5 exons. Lineage: Eukaryota; Metazoa; Porifera; Homoscleromorpha; Homosclerophorida; Plakinidae.